Messenger RNA from Xyrauchen texanus (razorback sucker), 1531 nucleotides. Its product is annotated as BTB/POZ domain-containing protein KCTD4-like. Gene Ontology annotation, molecular function: protein binding. Lineage: Eukaryota; Metazoa; Chordata; Actinopteri; Cypriniformes; Catostomidae. The record is from RefSeq and is a predicted model, not a curated record. Bases 117 to 893 code for a protein of 258 amino acids. Gene Ontology annotation, biological process: protein homooligomerization. The transcript has a single exon.
CGCACACUGCUCCCGUGCUCCAUGCCAGCACUGCUCAGCUGCACUCCUAUUUGUUCGCCCGCCCGCUCACACACACGCUCCACACACACUCCAUCAGGCUGGGUGUGAGGAACGGCAUGGAAUGGAAUCUCAGAAGGAUGGAGAGCGAACUGAGACAGAUCAACCCAGACUUGCUGCAGCCCAGCAAGAGCUUUAAGAAACCUUCCUCAGGCACCAUCACCAUCAACGUGGGGGGCUACAUGUACGCGGCACAACGGCAGACCCUGUCCAAGCACCCUGGCUCUUUGUUGGAGGAGAUUGUGACUGGGAAGAAGCCUGUGGUGCAUGUGGACUCCAUGGGCAACACCUUCAUUGACCGCGAUGGCCCCAUCUUCCGGCACGUCUUAAAUUUCUUGCGUUUGGGUCAGCUGGUACUGCCCGAUGACUUCAAGGAAGCAGGGCUGCUCCGGCGCGAGGCCGACUUCUACCGGCUGAGCGAGCUGGCCCAAGCCUUGCAGGACUGGGAGCAACAGAAGGCCACGCAACGAGAGCCCGCCUUCCUUGAGGUGACGGACAGCCAUGAGCGCUCCCAGGGUCUGAGGAUCUACUGCAGCGACACCAGCAUCAUCGAGAAGGUGAAGAAUCGCCUGGUGCAGAUCUCCAAGAGUCGGCUAGAUGGAUUUCCGGAGGAGUUCGAGGUGUCGUCCAACAUCAUUCAGUUCCGGCAUUUCAUCAAAUCGGAGCAAGGCUCUCGGCUUGUGUUGAAGCAGGACAGCACGUUUUUGUGCACACUAGAGUGCCUGAAGCUGGAGACGGUGAUGCUUGCCCUGAAAGGAGGCUUUCGUCUACUUACCAGUCUAGACAGCAGUCGUGGCUCAGUGGUUCAGUGCGAGGCUCUGCAUUUUGUCAAGUGACCCAACCAGAACUGUCACCACUCACCACAUGACCUACUGGAAACCAUCUGCAAACACCAGCGUCUUCAACCGACAACCUGUUCUGAAAUCCUCCACUCUGCUUCUACAUGACAUGCUCCAACUAACAGCACUGAAAAACAAGAGACGAUGUGUAUUGUGGGGUUUGUUUUGUGUUUUGUUUUUUUCUGUUUGCAAGUUGUUUUUACCAGAAGAUGAGCAUUUUAUAAUGUUGAUGAUGCUUGCAGAGUACUGUACAAUCAAAAGGCUGAAUGCAAGUGCAAUGAUCAUUUCAUUUGUAAGCAAAUGUUGUGAUUUCUGGCAAUUUGAUGAAGUGUUGUGAACAAUAGGUUGUAAUUUUGAGUCUGUGAGCAUCAUAAAAAAAAGCCACAAUAUAACUUAUUCAAAUUAUUAUUUAAAUGUUUAUGUUUAUAAAUAAGACUAUGAUUCAUAAUCUAGGUGACAAUCUAGACUGCAACACUUUGGUUUUGUCUGUGUAACUGUGUUAAUUCUUAUGGCUGUGCAAUGUUACUUGACAAAUUACAGUAUGCUGUAUGAAUAUAGCUGCAUUUAUUUUUUCUUAUAUGCUGUGAAGUCAGCUUGUAUGAGACCACUGUCCUUAAUUAAAAGUUUUCAAUAUU